AAAUGGCAAGAAAAGACAGUUUGAGCGUUGCGUUGAUACCCUCACAUUUGCUGGCUUACGUGGAAUCAAGCAGCGACAGCUCCGAGAGUGACGACGACUUCAACCGUACUUGUGAGCAGAAAUUUGCCCAGCUGUUCGACAUGCCUAACAGUAUACCGAAGGCUACAGGCUACGUGAAGAACGUUGUGCGGAUGUACUCUGAGAAAGAUUUUCGCAGGAACUUUCGGCUUCCUAGGAAAUCCUGCUACGCCUUAAUUGAGCGUUUCUCCCAGUGCAGCUUCUUCCCAUCGAGCCAACGGCACAGUGGCUCACCAGGCAAAACGGCCGAGGAGCACAUGCUUUCCUUCCUUUGGUAUGCGGCCAACAAGGCUUCCAUGAGGGAGGUGUCUGUUCUUUUUGACACAGCUGAAUCAACACAACUGGUUAUUAUAAAUAGGGUUCUCGACUUCAUGUGCAGCAUUGCACCAGGGGAGAUCUACUUUUCCAGCAACAAGGAAGCUGUUGCAAGAGAAUUUGAAAAGGAAAGACAACAAGAGAUCGCUCAGCAUCGCAUUCUCCGAGAGGAAGAAUGCAAGGAAGCAAGCCAGUCCAUACCGACACAGAGAGAGUCAGCCCUGCGGCGCCUUGGUGAACUGAAGCGGAGCAACCUGGCACAGCGUUUAUAAG
Molecule: messenger RNA, 666 nt
Organism: Dermacentor silvarum
Lineage: Eukaryota; Metazoa; Arthropoda; Arachnida; Ixodida; Ixodidae
Exons: 4
Coding region: 3-665 (220 amino acids)
Source: RefSeq, a predicted model, not a curated record